UUCAGCAGAGGGCCUGCUGCCUCAACAGGGCAGAAUGACAGACUUUCGGGAAAGAGUUGAUGAUCGGUUCAUUAAACCCGAUGAGGAAGUGGUCGAAUUGAUCCGAUUCAAAGUUCCCGAAGCGACCCGGGAUGAGAUCGUUCGGGCUGCCUCGGCGAUGAGCCGCUUGACAGUGAUCUAUCCGAGAGUUGUGCGGGUCGCGGCUGCUCUAUUGGAGAACUGGUACUCAUCUAAUUUUGCUGCUGAUACAGACAGAGAUCCUUUACUGCAUUUCUCCUACCAGCAGAUUCUUCUAUGGGUGCAGGAAAUGCAUGAGAAAAUGGUGGACAAACGGCUGUUACUAUUUGAUCUACAGGAUAUGUUUAUUAGUCUCUACGAGUUACACGACCUUUGUAUGGAUCGUGAUGUAUUCGUCGCACACCAGUUUGCCUUGCUCAUUCGACAGCUCUCGAUAUAUCUGGGUGAACUCACCGCGCACCUGUCUCGCCUUGGAAACUGCGAGGCAUGUGAUAUCCUUAGAGUGGCUGACUGGUGUGUAGAGCGUAGCGCUAUAGCCGUGUACGAGAAUCGACCUGAACCAGCCAUUCACUGUCUCCCUCUUAUUGGCGAUUUCACCCCAGAAAGGCUUCUCGGAGCCGGUGCUUUCGGGUCUGUCUACAAAGCGAGAUAUAAUCCGGCAAAUAUGGUUUGUACAUUAAAGAUCGUGUCGACGACGUGUUUUAGCGCAGUCGAGCAUGCGACGGCGGAUCGUGUGGUGGCAUCUGUUAUUGAUCAUCCAUUUAUUGUAUCGUACUUUUGUGUCUUCAGCGUUGACGAGAAGUGUACGGUUACAGUUAUGGAAUACGUGAAGGCCGUCGACCUGCAAAAAGUCGUCGAUCGAGCGCAGAGUCUCCGGGUGAAGCAGAGCCGGAUCAUCUUUGCCCAACUGAUGGCAGCUGUAGUUCACAUGCACUUCUACGGACUGAUCCAUAGAGAUAUCAAAGGAAGUAACGCUUUACUUUCGUUUGGCGGCCGGGUAAAACUAAUAGAUUUCGACACCAACAAGGUCUGCGUGGGUCAUUUCGCGACACGCCAUAUCCUGUCGUAUUUUCGGCGAACUGCAGUGGAGUUAAAUGAUAUGGAAAUUGCUGGCACACCACCUUACAUGGCUCCUGAGGUUCACUGUCGGAAGGCAUACGGUCGAGCGAUGGAUUGGUGGUCAUUAGGAAUCACGCUCUACAAGCUCAUGAUUGGUCGAGUGCCGUUCCGGGGUCAGAACGAGGUGACGCUGAAGAAUCAGAUUUGCAACGAAGAAGUUCGGUUUCCCAAGUUCAAAUCGAAUCGUGAACAUAUCGUUCGGCCAGCGAUUAACCUGAUUUUGGGAUUGCUUAGAAAACGUGCUCUGGAACGACUUGGUUCAGUCCAGUACAACGACAUUAUUAAUGCCCCUUUUCUAGCCAACAUAGAUUGGACAUGGUUGCAAUCUGCUGACUGCUUAAUGCGUCUUCCUGCGUUUGGGGAGGUCAUGUAUGAGGCAGCCAGAGGAAAAAAUACCAGAGAUCAUCGAGAACACCUCACUGAUUCGUUCAUCAUGCGUCUUUCGCCAGAGGCUUCCCCUGAGACCAAGUCACGGCCGCUUCCACGAGUACAAGACCUUAAAGAUAAGAAAGGCGGACAUCAGCCAUUGUUUACGUAUAUGUCAACCAUGUUUCGAGAGGUUAUGCGGUCAGGUAUCCCCGUAGAAGCUGCAUCGUCUGCGCCUUUGUUCAAAAGUAUUCAGCGAUUCGCACACAGUAACGUUUUGGAUUUUAACUCGACGAAGUCACUUGAGAACCCAUUGCAAGCAGAGCGAAUAGACAUCGCUAUACCUAAAGGACGUAGCCAUCGAGUCGCAGCCCGGUUGGAGCCAACCCUGGGUGAAGACUGCAGGAUUUACUACGUUGUCACAAAUAUCGCGCCUAAUGACCCUACAGCGUAUUCUAGUUUAACAGAGGGUGACGUCGUGAUAGCUGUCAAUGGGGUGAGCGUUAUCGACGGUUCGCGGGCGGAAGUAGAAGCUCUGAUGGCCGCUCCGGGCUUUGAUGAGGUGAUUGUGACGGUGCUCUCAUCUGGGACAAUGCGCCUACUUUUGAGCCGAAUAGAUAUGCGUCUUGUUCUAGCACAUUUUAAACCGAUUGAGGUCGUGAUUGGAUUGGGCAUUGGUUCCAAUAUGUUCACACUUCGGGUAGGCUCCUACUAUGAACCAACAACGAAAGCUUUCGUGAAAGUCACUGUGUUACUGCACGUGCACAGUAGAUUAGGCUGCAACGUGUAUUCAGGUGAUGUCCUGAUUGCUUUUAAUGGAUCACCAGUAACCGGCCUCACACUCGAUGACCUUUCAGGAAAGCUGAAUGAUGCAAGCGUGCAACGAAGCAUAAGCGUCGUACCUGCAUCUUGUAUGCGGGUCGAUCGGCCGAUUUUGGACCGACUAUUUCGCGCCUAUGAUGGCUACUAUCAGAACCAAUUUGAAGAAGAUGGACCGGAGCUGCGUUCAUCUGUCGAAAAGAAUCACACAGAUGAGGAUGACAUGUAGGCACAAGAGCGAGCGCGAUGAUUUCGUAUAUUAAAUUGAUUAAUUAAAUACAAAAUUGACAAAUUUUCUGAACUUCAGAGCAACGAAAUGGCUUGAGCUGCAGUAGCCAUUGCGAGCGACGGCAGAAAAAUUGUUUUUUAGAUUGCAAAAAAAAACAGCAAAAACGUCAAGUCGUUGGUGGACUGUGAAGAUGUUUCAACGUAAAUAUUAGCACUUGACGGACAUGGAGUUCAUGGGUGUUGGCGAUUAAUAAGUGGUCAUCUUUAAUAUAUCCAAGUUACAAUAGCAAGC
Molecule: messenger RNA, 2842 nt
Organism: Varroa destructor (honeybee mite)
Lineage: Eukaryota; Metazoa; Arthropoda; Arachnida; Mesostigmata; Varroidae
Biological process (GO): intracellular signal transduction; peptidyl-serine phosphorylation
Cellular component (GO): nucleus
Molecular function (GO): protein serine/threonine kinase activity; protein binding; ATP binding
Source: RefSeq, a predicted model, not a curated record